Messenger RNA from Penicillium cinerascens, 504 nucleotides. RefSeq lists its product as uncharacterized. NCBI's taxonomy places the organism in Eukaryota, Fungi, Ascomycota, Eurotiomycetes, Eurotiales, Aspergillaceae. Bases 1 to 504 code for a protein of 167 amino acids. The transcript is spliced from 3 exons. The record is from RefSeq and is a predicted model, not a curated record.
AUGAAGGUCUUGAAAGUCGACAAUUUGAUCUGUGGUGGAGGUAUGGCCGGUAUGGCAUGCGCUGCAUUUGCAGCGGAGGCUGGAGCCAAGACCCUAGUCGUUGAAAGACAAGUAAAAACUGAGGUCUUGGGUACCACACGACGAUCCGGCUUUUGCAAUGGGCAUGGUAUCAAGGGUGCUAUCAUUUGUCGAUAUACUCCAGAUUCUCCACCUAUUUAUUACAAUGCCGUCGUUUUGGCGACCGGAGAUUUCCAAGGAUCUUCGCGGCUGAGAGCCCUGUACCUUGGGGAAGGAGGCGAUAACGUUUUCCUGCAUCGCAAUCAGGGAUCCGUAGGAGACGGCCUCAGUCUGGCUACAGACGUUGGGGCUGGUACCAGCAGAGACAUGAAUACCUAUUACGGGAAUCUCCUGGCGGCUCCCUUUCCAACAGAAGAUGUAAGUCCCAAAGACUUUCUUACGCUGGCUCAGUAUCGUGCGUUCACCAUGUACACAUUUUCCAAUUGA